Molecule: messenger RNA, 333 nt
Organism: Oppiella nova
Lineage: Eukaryota; Metazoa; Arthropoda; Arachnida; Sarcoptiformes; Oppiidae
Source: the annotation of a GenBank genome assembly
AUGGUUCAAAAGGGACUCCAUUUGGGAAGUAAUUCUCCGAAUGGUCUUCGGUUUGACAUCAAUUCCUAUGAUACGAGUGAACAGAAUAUAGUGAUUGUAUUGAAAGAGAGAAUCAGCGAUGAGUUUGUGGUACUAUUGAGUGAUAAACUCAAGCGUCUGAACAGACGCUGUAAUUGUGAUCUCAUUGGUUUGGCUGACGCUCAGGUAGUCGUAUCGACGAAUGUGUCCGAACCACAGACAACCCGCACUUCUAUUGACACUAUCAUAGAGUCUGUGGUCAGUGAGCACUGAUAGCCACCAAUCAAUUCAGUUUACUUGUUAUUACUACGGCAC